This is a messenger RNA of Bolinopsis microptera, 2987 nucleotides long. RefSeq names its product cell division control protein 6 homolog. Gene Ontology annotation, molecular function: ATP hydrolysis activity; DNA replication origin binding. The record is from RefSeq and is a predicted model, not a curated record. The transcript is spliced from 11 exons. Gene Ontology annotation, cellular component: nucleus. NCBI's taxonomy places the organism in Eukaryota, Metazoa, Ctenophora, Tentaculata, Lobata, Bolinopsidae. Bases 1 to 1890 code for a protein of 629 amino acids. Gene Ontology annotation, biological process: mitotic DNA replication checkpoint signaling.
AUGUCUCAGAGUACGCUCGCGUAUAGAGUACGAAGGACCCGACCCCAAACAAGUAAAACAGAACCAGUUAGAAGCUACCCAAAAAGGGAGAGGAAACAGACCCCCACUGUCUUAUUCACUGCAGUUCCUCUUGAUAAUGACGACCCGGUAUUAAAACCACUGGAGAACAGGAAGGAGAAUGGAGGAGUAAAGAAGAAUGGAGGAGUAAAGGAGAUACUAGGAGUGGGGAAAAAUGAUCCGUGUGAGAAGAGCCCCGGGAAAAGACUGUGUAUAGAGCCUCCAGCCUCCCCGCGGUCACUGUCCCCCUCUAAACGGAAGUGUUCUGGAACUACCAGAGUUCCUCUCUCCUGCAUUACACCCACUAAAACACCCCAAAAAACACCCUCCAAAUUCUCACAGCUCAAAUUCCAAUCUCCCCUCAAAACGAAACUCACUCCCAAGAAAGUUCUCUUUUCACCCGGCAAAUCUCUCAAACCAUCCUCAAUCACAGCUCAUCUUUCAGAUCACGUGAUAAAAUCAGAUUCACUCAAAUCACCCAUCAAAAGUCCAGCCAGGAUCAUUAAGAACAACCUCAAGAGUCCCUUCAAGAGUCCGUUCAAACAACACAGAGUUGUUCCUAACCCUGCUCUACUCCCUCAACCACAGUUUGACUGUGCAGCAAUAUCUCGUAAGAAGCUAUUGCAACAGAAGCUAGCGAAAGGGCGCGCUGGUUCGUCUCCCGCUAUGAAGUGCGCUAAAAAACAGUUGCAGUCUUGCAAUACACCUGACAGAUUGAUAGGUCGUGAGAGUGAAGUGACGGAAUUGGAGAGUUUUAUCCGAACUAACGUAUCAGGCUAUGCCCCAGCUUCACUGUAUGUUAGCGGAGCUCCGGGGACUGGCAAAACAGCAUCACUCUCUCAUAUCCUCUCAAAACUCAAGGAGGAGUUGAGUUUCUCUCUGAUUGAAAUAAACUGUAUGUCCCACAACACCAAGAAAGCUCUGUAUGCAGAUAUUGCUACACAACUGCAGUGUAGUAAAACUACUAAAACGGCUUGUCAAUCUUUCAUUACUUCAAAAAACAGGCGGAAAAUGAUUGUGAUGUUGUUAGAUGAAGUUGAUCAAUUGGAAACUACAACCAACUCUAUACUUUACACUUUGUUUGAGUGGCCUGCUCUUGCCAACUCUAGACUCAUCCUUAUCGGUAUAGCAAAUGCGCUAGAUCUGACAGACAGGCAGUUGCCCAGACUAAAAGCUCAGGUGUCGUGUCAGCCCAAACUAAUACACUUCGCGCCCUACAACAAGGAUCAGAUUGUAAGCAUCAUCCAACACCGACUUAAAGAGGUGCCAGAGAUUGAGGGAGUAAUGGAUCCUGGGGCUAUCCAGUUCUGUGCUAGGAAAAUCUCUGUAAUUACUGGUGACAUCCGCAAAGCUCUAGACAUCUGCAGACGUGCAAUAGAGCUGGUGGAGAUGAAAGGGCAGGAGGGCGGGAAGGUUACUAUACCCUUCAUUAGUAGAGUUGUUCAGGAGGUCUAUGGUGGACAGAUACAGAACCAGUUGUCUGGCAAGACAUCGGAAUCAACACUACCACUCCAACAACAGUUACUGCUUUGUUCUGUUGCCAUAGCAACCAGCAAGAAACACGGCGCUAAGACUGAGACUGUCACGUAUGCCAAGCUUCACACUACAUUGUUAAAGGUGUGUGCUGAAAGAAGACUCCAGUGUCCUGAUUUCUCAGAGUUUGUGGAUAUGAUCAGUAUGUUGGAAAGUAGAGGUCUCGUCUCCGUCAAAACUCAUAAAGAGAAAAGGCAAAUGAAAGUGUCACUUCGUAUCCAACCUAAAGAACUAGAGGUUGUUUUGGAGGACAAAACUCUGUUAUCCAGCAUCAUGGACAACGCCUCUAAAUUCUGCUGACAGUGAUUAGUUUAAAGGACUGAACAAUUAAUUUGUUAAUUUUUAUUAUUAUAUUAAUUGUUAUUAUUUACUGCUUUCCCUGCUUUAGAUUAUGAUCAUAUUUUGCAUAUUUGGGGUGUGUUAAAUGCAUACCAUAACUGGAUCUUUUUCAAGCUCAAAAUUCGAACAAUUAACGCCACAUUUAUUUAUUAAUUAUCUGACCUGUGACUUUCUGAAAUUUAUUAGAACUAACUUUAAUUGGAACUGUUACCAUGUUUACUGGUCUUCUAACCUUGAUAAAUCCUACCGAACCCAAUCAAAAUAUCUGCAGCUUUCUGUUCGUAUUAUUCUCCGAUUUAUAUUUACAGUCUGAUUUCUUGCAGAUUUUUAAGGUCUUUUUACUAUUUUUAUCAAUAUUUCUAUGUUUUGACGUUCUUGAUUAAUAAAGUUAACUUUUUAUUCUUUGGCUGAAGCAGUACAAAAAUCGACCGGGGUCUGGAUGAAAUUUUUAGCAGGGCCGAGAUUGCCUAAAUUUUGGAGGGGCCUGGACUGGAUUCUAGACAUAAUUGUCUCGAAAUUGAGCAUAGAAAUUUCGCCUGCCGAUUCGACGAAACUCGAUCUUGGUCGAUGACUGCUGCUUAGUAUGUUGAUUUUCCCUACAUUUCACAUCUGCAUUUUAUACAGUGAAAUGUACUGUUUAAUUAAGAAUUAUUAUGACAACGUUAUUAUUACAGCCUGGCCAUACGACGAAUUUUUAAUCGCCUUUUUAAUUGUUUUUGAAACAUGAGCAAAUUUUAGAUGUAAGCAAAAAUUGAAACAUGAAGGGACGAUUAUUACGUUAUUAUUUGAUUAAGAUUAAGUUUAAACAUGAUAUGUGAUAUCUAUUAUAUUUGUCAAGAUGUAUAAAAUUGUAACGAGAUAAAUUUAGUCUGUAACAAAUUUUGAAUCAGGGUAAAAGUUUCUGUAAAUUAUAUUGUUACGGGUUACAUCUGUGAUUUAAGAGUAUUAGGAAAGAAAAUGUUUGAAUUGAUUGAUUUGAUCCUUGGUUUUCAAUAUAAUAGGGAAGAUUAAAGUGCUGUACUAAUUUGCAACCAUGCUAUUUAAUUUGCUGCAAACAC